Molecule: messenger RNA, 3838 nt
Organism: Chionomys nivalis (European snow vole)
Lineage: Eukaryota; Metazoa; Chordata; Mammalia; Rodentia; Cricetidae
Gene: Nsf
Product: N-ethylmaleimide sensitive factor, vesicle fusing ATPase
Exons: 21
Coding region: 104-2338 (744 amino acids)
Biological process (GO): intra-Golgi vesicle-mediated transport; SNARE complex disassembly; Golgi to plasma membrane protein transport
Cellular component (GO): Golgi stack
Molecular function (GO): ATP hydrolysis activity; ATP binding
Source: RefSeq, a predicted model, not a curated record
CCUGCGCGCCUGCGCGAGGGCGGGCUGCAGGCGGGCACGCGCGGCGGGGGCGGGCUCAGCCGAGUGCGGAGCUGCAGCCUCGGAACCGGACGUGUCCGCGAAGAUGGCGGGCCGGAGUAUGCAAGCUGCGAGAUGCCCUACUGAUGAACUGUCUUUAAGCAACUGUGCAGUUGUGAACGAGAAGGAUUACCAGUCUGGCCAGCAUGUGAUCGUGAGGACGUCCCCCAAUCACAAAUACAUAUUUACGCUGCGGACCCACCCAUCCGUGGUUCCAGGGAGCAUUGCAUUCAGCUUACCCCAGCGAAAAUGGGCUGGACUUUCUAUUGGGCAGGAAAUAGACGUCGCCUUGUACUCAUUUGACAAAGCCAAGCAGUGCAUUGGCACGAUGACCAUCGAGAUUGACUUUCUGCAGAAGAAGAACAUCGACUCCAACCCCUAUGACACUGACAAGAUGGCCGCAGAAUUCAUCCAGCAGUUCAACAACCAGGCUUUCUCAGUGGGACAGCAGCUUGUCUUUAGCUUCAAUGAUAAGCUUUUUGGGUUACUAGUGAAGGACAUUGAAGCCAUGGACCCUAGCAUCCUGAAGGGAGAGCCUGCGUCAGGCAAAAGGCAGAAGAUUGAAGUAGGGCUGGUUGUUGGAAACAGUCAAGUUGCAUUUGAAAAAGCAGAAAAUUCAUCGCUCAAUCUUAUUGGCAAAGCUAAAACCAAGGAAAAUCGCCAGUCGAUCAUCAAUCCUGACUGGAACUUUGAGAAAAUGGGGAUCGGCGGUCUGGAUAAGGAGUUUUCUGAUAUUUUCCGGCGAGCAUUUGCUUCUCGGGUAUUCCCUCCAGAGAUCGUGGAGCAAAUGGGUUGUAAACACGUUAAAGGCAUCCUGUUGUACGGACCCCCUGGUUGCGGUAAGACUCUCUUGGCUCGACAGAUUGGCAAGAUGCUGAAUGCAAGAGAACCCAAGGUGGUCAAUGGGCCAGAAAUCCUUAACAAAUAUGUGGGAGAAUCGGAGGCCAAUAUUCGUAAACUUUUUGCUGACGCUGAAGAGGAGCAAAGGAGGCUUGGUGCUAACAGUGGCUUGCAUAUCAUCAUCUUUGAUGAAAUCGAUGCCAUCUGCAAGCAAAGAGGGAGCAUGGCUGGUAGCACAGGCGUUCAUGACACUGUGGUCAACCAGCUACUGUCCAAGAUUGAUGGCGUUGAGCAGCUGAACAACAUCCUCGUCAUUGGAAUGACCAAUAGACCAGAUUUGAUAGAUGAGGCUCUCCUUCGACCUGGAAGACUGGAAGUUAAAAUGGAGAUAGGCUUGCCAGAUGAGAAGGGCCGACUGCAGAUCCUUCACAUCCACACAGCCAGGAUGAGAGGGCACCAGCUGCUGUCUGCGGACGUGGACAUCAAGGAACUGGCCGUGGAGACGAAGAAUUUCAGUGGUGCCGAGCUGGAAGGCCUAGUGCGAGCAGCGCAGUCCACGGCCAUGAACAGACACAUAAAGGCCAGUACGAAAGUGGAAGUAGACAUGGAGAAAGCAGAGAGUCUGCAGGUGACAAGAGGAGACUUCCUGGCUUCUUUGGAGAAUGACAUCAAACCGGCAUUUGGCACAAACCAAGAGGAUUAUGCAAGUUACAUUAUGAAUGGAAUCAUCAAGUGGGGUGACCCCGUGACCCGUGUCCUGGAUGAUGGAGAGCUGCUGGUCCAGCAAACUAAAAACAGUGACCGUACACCACUGGUCAGCGUCCUUCUGGAAGGCCCUCCUCACAGCGGGAAGACUGCCCUCGCUGCAAAGAUCGCAGAGGAAUCCAACUUCCCCUUCAUCAAGAUCUGCUCCCCGGAUAAGAUGAUCGGCUUCUCUGAGACUGCCAAGUGUCAGGCCAUGAAGAAGAUCUUUGAUGACGCAUACAAAUCUCAGCUCAGUUGUGUGGUCGUGGAUGACAUUGAAAGACUGCUUGAUUACGUCCCCAUUGGCCCCCGGUUCUCCAACCUGGUGCUGCAGGCUCUUCUUGUGUUACUGAAGAAAGCGCCUCCUCAGGGCCGCAAACUUCUCAUCAUCGGGACCACCAGCCGCAAAGAUGUCCUUCAGGAAAUGGAGAUGCUUCAUGCCUUCAGCACCACCAUCCACGUGCCCAACAUCGCCACGGGAGAGCAGCUGCUGGAAGCUUUGGAGCUUUUGGGCAACUUCAAAGAUAAGGAACGCACCACGAUUGCUCAGCAAGUCAAAGGGAAAAAGGUCUGGAUAGGAAUCAAGAAGUUACUAAUGUUGAUUGAGAUGUCCCUGCAGAUGGAUCCUGAGUACCGCGUGAGGAAAUUCUUGGCCCUCUUGAGAGAAGAAGGCGCUAGCCCCCUGGACUUUGAUUGAAAACGGACUGUUUACAGCAGUGACCAAGGGAAGUGACCAAGGUGAAGAUGGCCUGGGUUCGUCACUCAGCGUACUCACGACAGCGAAUGGAGUGAACCGCUCGUCACCCUCAGCGCUCUUGUUCUGCAUGAUUAGUGCGGCCACCUCCCUCGUGCUCCUGACAUCCUCGUGUUUCCUGGAAGGUGUGAACUUCUUUAGGCUACUCCGCUUGCCCUCCCAUGCUAGCUAAGAUGAUCCCUGCCUAUGUGGGAGGCAUGUUGCACCUGUGCACACUGCUCCCGCCACGCCCACCCCCAGAAAAUGCUCGGCCUACCAGCAGGUAGGCUUCUCCACAUGACCAAGCGCAAAGGUAGACGUCCCGAGGGGCUCACUUGGUGUUCCUCCUUGCUAAUGGCUGUGUGUCUGGUUAAAAGGUUCUUCCACAGAAUGGUGUUAUCUGUGCCUAAAGAAGCAGGCUUUGAAUACCUAAGAUGUUGUUCUCAAUAAUUUUCAGAUAUAUUUCCAAGUCGCAAUCAGGAGAGCUUCCCUAAUCGGAAGUCUGAUCAUUCCUGCCAUGGCUGUGAUAUGCCCUGAGUGUAAUUAAUUUGUUCUGUGGUAAGAGAUAUGCUAAUCAUUACCACUUGGUAGAUGCUGUUAAAACCUUAUGAAAGAUACAUAUGGAAAGCUGUACAUCCCUAAACAGAAAAAAAUAUUAAAAUAAUCUACAAGCCUCUCAGCUCCAAUUAGUGUCCAACUCUAAGUGGGUCAGCUCCUUGGGAUGAUGUCAGAGGCUUAUUAGGGCCAUAUUCUUCCUUUUCCUCAGCCGAAUGGCUUACAAUUUCCUCUCCCUGUAUCUCAAGCGAUCUGUAAUGUCUAAAGCACAUAACUAAGACACUAUUAUCCAGUGAAGCCAGCCACCUCCUCGUCCUCUCCCUCAGUCCUUGAAUAUCCAUUCCAGUGCAUUCCGUUCUUCCGAAACAGGAGGAACUCACCCAGCCCUUUGGAGGGAGAUUUGUCUAAUCAGUGGGUUAGAAGAAAUUUAAUUAGGUCGCCAUUCAUGGUGAUGAGUCUUAGGGAGCAUGCCCCUCUCCCCACUACUGCUGCUGCUUAAAACACAAAGACAGUGAUCAGAAGCCAGUCAGGGGGCUUGAUGCCACAGGGGCACCUGGGUGUAUGUCUCUGACACUGUCUCCACGGUAGAAGGCAAAUCAUCUCCUAAUCUUGCUAUCUGUGUACUUCAUUUUGGGUUUUCAUCCCUGGCUUAUUUUGUGGCUUUAGAAGAGUGAAUUGUGAAACUGUGAUGCCCGUGGCCAGUACUGUGGUCCCUGUCCAUCACCAUGGUCCCUGUUGUCUGUGGUCCUGACUCUCCUAUCAACAAAGCCGUGUAUGGAUUAACUUAUGUUUCUUGUUCAAUGAAGUUAAUGUCUUGUGUUUUUGUCCAAAAUUAUAUUGAAAAAAGAUAAAUAUUAUAUUGUGUAAUGCAAAUUGAAGGAAUGCAAUAAAGAGUAAAUAUACUUGAAA